UGCAUUUGUUUGUAAAUAACAAGAACAAAUGCAAGAUACAAAAACAUGAUGACAAUUCAAGUCAUCUUAACCAGUACUUAGACAUAGUCAUAUUUUAAAAUCUCCAGUUAGCUGGAAGCACUGACCUCAUGUAGGGAGUGUUAGACCUGUUUUAGUCUCUUUUUUUUUUACAGUGGCUACCGAGCUAAACAACUUACCCUGCAGUCUCUGAGCUUUAGCUGACAUUAACUUCUGUCUGUAUUUCAGCUUUGCCUCCAGACAACAAGAGCCAGAUUGUUAUUAAAGAGGAGCAGCAGGAGUGUAGCUGCAGUGUGGACCAGCAGGAACCAGAGCCCCCCCCACGCAUUAAAGAGGAACAGGAGGAACUGUGGAGCAGUCAGGAGGAAGGGCCGAUGUAUCGUCAUAUCAACCAGAAGCCAUUCACUCUUGUCUCUAGAGCGAGUGAAUAUGGUGAUUACGAGGAAGAUUAUCAGCAGCUGCUGGUGGUUAAAGAAGAUAUUUCCCCUGAACAGCAGGAGUGUAGCUCCGGUCUGGACCAGGAGGAGCCAGAGGCCCCCCCACACAUUAAAGAGGAGCAGGAGGAACUGGGGAGCAGUCAGGAGGGAGAACAGCUUCAACGGCUGGAGGAGGCUGAUAUCACCAAGUUCCCAUUCACUCCUGUCCCUGUGAAGAGUGAAGAUGAUGAAGAGGAAGCUCAGUCCUCACAGCUUCAUCAGAGACAAACUCAACACAUGGAAACAGAAGAUGUUCAGCAGCUGUUGGUGGUUAAAGAAGAGGUUCUCCCUGAGCAACAGGAGUGUAGCUCCAGUGUGGACCAGCAGGAGCCAGAGUCCCCCCCACACAUUAAAGAGGAACAGGAGGAACUGUGGCGCAGUCAGGAGGGAGAGCAGCUUCAAGGGCUGGAGGAGGCUGAUAUCACCAAGUUCCCAUUCACUCCUGUCUCUGUGAGGAGUGAAGGUGAUGAAGAGGAAGCUCAGUCCUCACAGCUUCAUCAGAGACAGACUCAACACAUGCAAACAGAAGCUGAUGGAGAGGACUGUGGAGGACCAGAACCAGCCAGG
Molecule: messenger RNA, 1061 nt
Organism: Etheostoma cragini (Arkansas darter)
Lineage: Eukaryota; Metazoa; Chordata; Actinopteri; Perciformes; Percidae
Product: chromo domain-containing protein cec-1-like
Exons: 3
Source: RefSeq, a predicted model, not a curated record